AUGGACGCGUUUGAGAAGUAUCUCGAGAAGGCAACUGCCAAAGGCGCCAACAUCGUGCCUGGCGCGGUAAUGGCUGUCGUCGACAGAGAUGGAAAAUUCGUCUACAAGAAAGCUGCAGGCUAUAAUGGCGUCACAGAGAAUGCGGAGCCCAUGGAAUUCGACCGGACCUUUUUCGUCGCAUCCUGCACGAAGCUCAUCACCGCAAUCGCUGCCCUACAAAUUGUUGAACGUGGUCUUGUCACGUUAGAUGAAUCCAUCGACCAAUACCUGCCCGAACUGGCUUCGCAGCCCGUCGUCGAAAUAAAUGGAUCCGAGAUCAAAUUACGUCCUGCUACUAAAUCCAUUACCCUACGCCAGCUUAUCACGCAUUCCAGUGGCGCGACUUAUGAUUGGAUCUCUCCGAAGCUUCAUGCAUGGCGAGCCUCACGCGGUGAGGCGCCUGUUCUCGUAAGCGACGGCAAUGUCGCUAAAGGUUAUGCUUAUCCGCGAACAUUUGAGGCAGGUGAAGGUUGGGAAUACAGCGGCGGAUUUGACUGGGCUAGUCUUCUAGUCGCCCGCUUGACCAACAUGAGCUUCGAAGACUACGUGGAGACCAAGAUCGCAAAACCCUUGAACGUCAUGUCAUUUACAUGGCAUCUGAACCGCAAGCCCGAUGUAAAAGAGAAGCUCAUGCGCAUGAGUACGCGACAAAAUGAUGGUGCCCUCGAAGAUGGUCCAACACCCUUUUGGCCCGACGACCCUAUCGCAGAAGGCGGUGGCGCAGGCAUGUACGCCAACGUGCACGACUAUACACGCGUACUCUCUGAUCUUCUCAAACCCUUACCCACACUCCUGUCGAAGUCCAUGGUCGACGCAAUGUUCAGCCCACAGUUCUCUGAAGGCAGUCUCGCAGCAAAGGGCCUCGUGGACAACGCUGAAAUCGCGUACACUUGCACCUUAGACGCAAGUAUGGAAGGCGUGAAGCCGAACAUGGGGCUUGGUAGUUUGUUGCUGAUGGAGGAUGUGGAUCGGGAGAAUUACUUUAAGCCCAAGGAUUCUGUCAGGGAGCAAGACAAGACGCACCACGACCUUUCUAGCGAGAUCGAUUCAUCAGCACUUAUCAACAUCCCCGGGUGGGUCAAUUCGGCCCUCUUUACCGGCCAGCACAAAGCUGGUAACAUAUCGAGUGACGGGAAAUCUGUUUCACUCAAAUUCCUCGAACGCACCAGCUUGGCAUCGAUUCAAGGCAGCACGUUGGUCAGCUACAUGCUUAUGAACAAUAGCUGCUUCGACACGCAUCCCGACAACUGGGACUGGCCCUUCCUCAUCCAUGCCUUCAUCUACCUUGAAGCGGCAUGUUGUCGCUCUGGUAACAUCAUGCUUCACUUUUCAGUGCCGCAGGAUUGUAUCAUAUACACCCAAGAUCUGCUCGGUAGGUCGAAACCUCUGGGCAGGCAUCUCCUUCCUACCUCGUGGACAGUCGACGUGCUCGAAGAGGAUGUUUGUAUAUUGGGGAAAGCGUGUGUGAUAUAUGAGUCUCCAUCGUUCGGUUUCGAUACUUAG
Messenger RNA from Alternaria atra, 1542 nucleotides. RefSeq lists its product as uncharacterized. The record is from RefSeq and is a predicted model, not a curated record. Lineage: Eukaryota; Fungi; Ascomycota; Dothideomycetes; Pleosporales; Pleosporaceae. The transcript has 3 exons. The coding region runs from base 1 to 1542 and encodes 513 amino acids.